ACCUGCUCUGAGGUGUUUCACCCUAAGAGGAGUAGAGGUGCAACUUCACAAGACUAAACUGCACCUGUAUUCUAUAACAGCUGUUCUAUUAAUGCUGCUGCUAUGCCAGCACUGCCCAAAUCAGGCACCUUCUAUAGCAGACAGACAGUAGGCAGCAGUGGGAGCAACCGGGUUCUCUUAGAAUGGAUGCACUGUACAAAGAAUUUGGGAAGUGAUGUACCAUUUUCCCUCACUUUGCUGAUAUUUGAGGAAAGAGGAAGCAGUGGUCUCCCUGUCAGACCCUGAGUCAUGUCACUUUCCCUUGCAGGCUGUCUGUUUGUGUGGUCUCCUACCAGAGAUAGGAGGCAGCUGAGCACAGGGCUCCAGGCAACGAGUGAGUUGCAUUGCUUGGAGAUAUUUAUGCCCUGUGUGCGUGGUUGUAGUAGCCAAGCAUCAUAAAAGACUUUCCUAAUCUAGUUCAAAAUCCAAAGACCGGGCAAGUCCAACCCACCCUGCGCGCUGCUCUUGCUGGAAGCUGAUAAGCAGUCACAGUUGCUCAGCUGACAGUUGUGGGGACAGCGAGCAGUGGUGACACACAGCUCUGGCCCUGCUGUCUGAGCCUUUGGCUAUGGUCGUCUUUGGGCGGAAGCUUACGUCUUUCUCGACGAUAGCACUUAGCAAGUUGCAGCAUGAGAAGAAGUAUGACAUUUAUUUUAUGGAUGGAGAAGUUUAUGCGCUGUACAGGAAGCUGCUGCAGCAUGAAUGCUUUUUAUGUCCAGAUUUGAAGCCGUUCAAUACCUUUGCAGAUCUGGAACAGCACAUGAGAAAGCAGCAUGAACUCUUCUGUUGCAAACUCUGUGUUAAACACUUAAAGAUUUUUACAUACGAAAGGAAAUGGUACACUCGUAAGGACCUUGCACGCCAUCGAAUCCAUGGAGAUCCAGAUGACACCUCUCACCGUGGGCAUCCCCUGUGUAAAUUCUGUGACGAGCGUUAUUUGGAUAAUGAUGAGCUACUGAAGCAUCUGAGACGAGAUCACUAUUUUUGUCACUUCUGUGACUCUGAUGGUGCUCAGGAGUACUACAGCGAUUAUGAAUACCUUCGUGAACACUUCCGUGAAAAGCAUUUCCUUUGCGAAGAGGGACGGUGCAGUACAGAGCAGUUUACCCAUGCUUUCCGCACUGAAAUAGAUUACAAAGCACACAAAACAGCUUGCCACAGCAAGAACAGGGCCGAGGCCAGGCAGAACCGGCAGAUAGAUCUUCAGUUUAAUUAUGCUCCUCGGCACCAGAGGAGAAAUGAGGGUGUUAUAGGUGGAGAGGACUAUGAAGAAGUGGACAGAUACAACAGGCAAGGGAGGUCAGGCAGAUUGGGUGGCCGAGGAAGUCAGCAGAACAGAAGAGGCAGCUGGAGAUACAAGAGGGAAGAAGAAGACAGAGACGUUGCAGCAGCAGUCAGGGCAUCUGUAGCUGCUAAACGACAGGAAGAGAAGAAACGGGGAGAAGACAAAGAGGACAGCAGCAGUAGAGGUAAAAAGGAGGACUUGAGGGAUUCUGAAGUACCCAGCUCCAAACGUGUGCCAAAGUCUUCAAGUGAAGCUACAGAAGCAGCUGCUAAUGGUGCUUUAAGCCAAGAUGACUUUCCAGCAAUUGGUUCUGCAGUGGGACCUCUACAAGGCUCUGCUCAGCUAGCAGCAGUUAAGCUUAAAGAAGAUUUCCCAAGCUUGUCAUCCUCUGCAGCACCCGCUAUCCCUUCUGGGAUGGCUUUGACGUAUACAGCGACUGCAAAGAAAACAGCUUUUCAAGAGGAGGAUUUUCCAGCUCUGGUGUCUAAAAUGAGGCCCAACAAUAAAAUAGUAACUAACAUCACAUCUGCAUGGAACAGUGGUUCCAGUAAAAAUGUGGUCAAAGCCAUUAGCAACCCUUGUGUAAAUCAGAUAGCCAAAAAAUCAUACUCGUUGAAUAGCACUAAAGGAAAUAAGAAGAGCAAUAAACUCUCUCAGUCAGAUGAUGAAGAUGGCAGUAGUGGCUUGACAACCCAGGAGAUAAGGAACACACCAACAAUGUUUGAUGUAUCAUCCUUGCUGGCAGCUUCUACCUCACAAACUUUCACAAAAGUGAGCAAGAAAAAGAGGAUGGGGGUUGAGAAGCAGAGGCCGUCAUCCCCACACCUGUUACAGGAGACAUCAUUGCCCAGGUCAUGUAUUGAAAAGCUGCCAGAAGCAGAGCGGACAUCAAACACUGCUUCUGCUCUUCAUGCAUCUGACAGAUCUGCAGCUGUUGUGAAUGGUCAUUCAGAAAAAUCAUUAGCAAUCUGUAGUACACCCAAAGAGCCCCCUGGCCUUAAAAAGCCCACAGUGACGAACCAGUGCCCUUUACCUCAGGAAGACUUCCCAGCUCUUGGGAGCUCAGGAUCAGCUCGAAUGCCACCGCCACCGGGUUUUAACACUGUGGUGCUAUUAAAGAGUCCUCCUCCGCCUCCGGGACUGUCAGUGCCUGUUAGUAAACCCCCACCAGGUUUUGCUGUUAUUCCAUCCACCAGUAUCUCUGAACCUGUCACUACAUCUUUGAAAGAGCCAAAAUCCAGCCAUGGGACAUACUUGAUACCUGAAAACUUUCAGCAAAGGAACAUUCAGCUAAUACAAUCCAUUAAAGAAUUCCUCCAAAGUGAUGAGUCCAAGUUCAAUAAAUUUAAAACUCAUUCUGGGCAGUUCAGACAGGGUCUGAUUUCUGCAGCACAGUAUUACAAAAGUUGCCGAGAACUGCUUGGAGAUAAUUUCAAGAAAAUUUUUAACGAGUUGCUGGUGUUGUUGCCAGACACAGUUAAGCAACAGGAACUGCUUUCUGCUCACAAUGAUUUCAGAAUCAAGGAAAAGCAAAGUUCAAACAAAUCCAAAAAGAACAAAAAGAAUGUUUGGCAAACGGACUCCAACUCUGAUCUCGACUGCUGCAUCUGCCCAACAUGUAAGCAAGUACUCACGCAGCAGGACAUUGUUACUCAUAAAGCUUUGCAUAUUGAGGAUGAGGAGUUCCCUUCCUUACAAGCAAUCAGUAGAAUCAUCAGUUAGCUCUUAUGAAGACCAAUAAAACAGUUUCUAUCUAUGAAUAUGCACUUUUUGGAAUGAGGUUUGACAGUGUAGUGUGGCUGAGAGCCGGUGCCAGUUGAGUACUGAUACACAGAUAACUGUUAGAGAGCCCUCUCAGUGCUGUUCAUAAAUACUGUGCAAAGGGAUCACUGGACUGCGCCGUAGCUAAUUAACAUCCAAAGUCUGAGCUUCCGAAAUGCCUGAGUAGAAUUAGGCCAAAAUCGCAGGGUGGGCAGGCAGGGGGCCACCUUUCUCCUGUAACAUGCAAUAGCUGAGAAAAUACUUUCUGAUCUUAAGUCUGACUGGGGACACAAUAGGGGAAUAUGCAUCUGGCUUGGGGGGUUUUCUUUCUUUAGGGACGGGUGGGAGCAGAGAGGGGGAGAUAAUGAAUCACUGAAGUGAAUAGAAGCAGAAGUGACUUCCCUUAUAUUCUGAUUUUUGUGCUGUUUCUGUGACCACAGAAAUCGAAGCAGUCAGGGGUGGAGAGAUGCAGAACUGCUCCUACUCGCUGGUGAAUAGGGCCAAUUCAGUAGUGUGUCUGUAAACGUUGGGCUGCUCGUAUAGCUAAGAAUAUUCCUGUCUGAAAACUGAAUUAAUUUUACUACUUGAAGAAUUGGACUGAUCUGUGUGAUGAGUUGAACCUGAGGUUUGAACUUGCCUCUGACCUUUUAUGUAACAUGUUCUUUAAAGAAACUUCUUUUGUAGCACUGCAUGUAGAACAAUAAUGUUAAGGCUUUACUUUCUGUAAAGCAUACUUCACGGUGAUUUUAUUUAAUGAUUGCCACGUUUCUAUUUCUUGGAUGUAUUAAUGGUGGUAGCUCCAACCAACAGCAUAUUGGGACAUUAAAUGCUGCUGAUCACUGACCAUGUUUAUCUGCAGUGCCUUUAAGUGCAUUUAUCUGUUUACAGUGGUCUGCACUGAGGAUAAUUUGUUCAGACUAUGGAGUGUUUACAUCCUGUAUCUGCCUUGGUGAUGUUGGUCUGCAGUAGCUUUGCUCACGUUGCUUGCCAUCUGUAACUUCCACCUCUAGGAAAACAGGAGCUGAAUCUAUUCAUCAUUUGAAAUAACUUCUCCAGCAGCAGCAGUGAUGUGACGGAGUGACAUGUCCUCCCUGCAGCGCACUUUCAUGGCUAUAAUCAUGCAUCUGAUUCUUGCCCAUCUUUGCAGACCAGGUUUAGUUAUUUUUAACACGUUGAGAUUAAUUUAUGUAAUUUUUAAGUGACAAAACACUGCUUUUAUAUAAGCAUUUCUAUGAAUUUGAGCUCAGACUAUUACUGAAGAGCUAGUCCUGGCUACAGCAUUUCUUCCUCGCCUUAUACUCGUUAAUUUUGCUUGCUCUCAGGCUGCAAAGUGCUUUUGGUUCCUUUUUCCAAAUAAUUCAAACUGUUUUGAAUACCUGAAUGUGUUGUAUUCAGCACAGGGGCCAGACUGCAUGCCCUGAAAGGGGGGGAGGAGCGUUAGGCUGCAUGGCUGUUGAUUAAAUGCAUGAAUACGUUGCAAGUAGUAACGCUUUCGUGUUCCUGGCGCGAGGCGCUGCCUCUUGAGCAGAGAUGGCUGUGCCACCACCACGUCAGUGCUCCACUUUGGAUGCCAGCUGCCCAAGUCAGCUACAGAUCUACAUCGUCAACUCUUUCCCCUGACCACCCCUUGGGUUUGUAAAGCUCAGAGGAAACAAAGUGUGUAUCUUCUGCAGGAGUUUCUGACGUCUUCCCUUUAUUUUUCAGUUUAUUUUCUUCCAUGUUAGCAAAUGCGUGAGUUGCCAGCUGGCAGGCUGAGAACUCGCGGUGCUGCUGUAAGUUUCCUCGAGGUGCUCGGUUCUCCUUGGCCUGACGAUGCAGUUUCCUUGCUCCCUGUGCUCACCUGAUUAAAUAAAGCAUUACCAAAUUUG
Gallus gallus (chicken) is the source of this 4953-nucleotide messenger RNA. It is a transcript of the gene ZNF598, whose product is annotated as zinc finger protein 598. Gene Ontology annotation, molecular function: ribosome binding; ubiquitin protein ligase activity. Gene Ontology annotation, biological process: protein ubiquitination; rescue of stalled cytosolic ribosome. The coding region runs from base 608 to 3046 and encodes 812 amino acids. Lineage: Eukaryota; Metazoa; Chordata; Aves; Galliformes; Phasianidae. The record is from RefSeq and is a predicted model, not a curated record. The transcript is spliced from 12 exons.